Messenger RNA from Solea solea (common sole), 801 nucleotides. It is a transcript of the gene tmem230b, whose product is annotated as transmembrane protein 230b. Gene Ontology annotation, cellular component: endomembrane system; synaptic vesicle. Bases 237 to 590 code for a protein of 117 amino acids. The transcript is spliced from 3 exons. The record is from RefSeq and is a predicted model, not a curated record. NCBI's taxonomy places the organism in Eukaryota, Metazoa, Chordata, Actinopteri, Pleuronectiformes, Soleidae. Gene Ontology annotation, biological process: synaptic vesicle transport.
UCACAACAAGGAAGUGCCUCAGUUUAAAGCUCGGUAAACGUCAGGUCGCUAUUUCUUCUUCUCUUUUUCUCCGUCACGUCACAAACUCUUGUUUUAAUCUUGUUUUAAUCUCAUAUUUUGAUAACAAUAAUAACAACAACAACACGUGUUAAUUACAGUUGAUAAUUUCUUCAUGGGCUCGUUGAAGUUUCUGUAGCCGAGUGUUUGACGCUGCUCAGCGGCAGAAGGAGAAGAAAAUGCCCGCCCGGAACGUCGUGACUGACGGGGGAAGUAACGUAAGGUACUCCCGGUUAGCGAGCGACGAUGACGGAUACAUCGACUUACAGUUUAAGAAGAGUCCGCCCAAAGUGCCGUACAAAGCCAUCGCUCUGGCCACAGUUCUCUUCUUAAUUGGCUCAGUGUUGAUUGUCAUCGGCUCUCUGCUCCUCGCUGGAUACUUUGGAGUCACGCACUCGGACCGAACCAUUCCUGUCCUCAUCAUCGGGAUCCUCGUCUUCCUGCCUGGAUUUUACCAUCUACGCAUCGCUUACUAUGCUUCAAAGGGCUACACAGGUUAUUCCUACGACGACAUCCCAGACUUUGAUGACUGACGCACACACACACACACAUAGAGUUAGUGUUGCUUUUGCUGAAACUUUAAAUAAACUUAAAAAAUAAAUAUGACGUCACUCUGCUGUUAUGAAGCUGAAUUGUAAAGUUGUUUUUUAUAGUUUUAUCUCAAAGAGUCUGUUUGUUGUAAUUUAAUGUAUUUUUUAAUUCAAUAAAACUCAAAAACAUUGGUUUGUUCUUGGUUCAGAAACA